Exophiala spinifera is the source of this 873-nucleotide messenger RNA. RefSeq lists its product as uncharacterized. Lineage: Eukaryota; Fungi; Ascomycota; Eurotiomycetes; Chaetothyriales; Herpotrichiellaceae. The transcript has 2 exons. The record is from RefSeq and is a predicted model, not a curated record. The coding region runs from base 1 to 873 and encodes 290 amino acids.
AUGACUUCAACAGCCGAUCUCCGUGUAUCGUCCCUGUUCGAUUUCAGCAACCAUGUCGUGCUGGUCACCGGAGGCGCGACUGGGCUGGGCGAAAUGGCAGCUCAAGCUUUUGUUCAGAAUGGAGCCAAGGUGUACAUUGCAAGCCGCAAAGAGUCUGAGCUGAAGAAAACCUCGGACCGGAUCAACAAGCUCGGCCCAGGAACAUGCGAAUAUAUUGUCGCCGACUUGAAGGACAAAGCCGGAUGUGACGGGCUGGUCAAGGAGAUGAAGAAGCGGACUGAUCGAUUGACUGUACUCGUCAACAACACUGGUGUCACUUGGGGUGCUCCUUAUGAUGACUUUCCCGAGAGUGGUUGGGACAAGGUCAUGGCGUUGAAUGUCAAAUCGAUCUUUUAUAUGACGGCGGGAUUGCAUCCUCUGCUGCUCAAAGGCACUAGUGUCGACAUGCCCUCCCGGGUCAUCAACAUUGCUUCAGUGGCUGGGCUCAUGACCAGCGAUGUUACAGCCGGAGAUGAUGGUGGUCUUGCUGCUCCUGGGACAGGAACUUAUUCAUAUGGCCCCUCGAAAGCGGCCGCUAUUCACCUCACAAAGAUCCAAGCCUCAAAGCUUGCGCCGUUGAAUGUCAUGGUCAACUGUAUCUGCCCUGGUGUGUUUCCCUCAAGAAUGACCAAUUUUGGCAUCUCGAAAUACUUGGACACCCUCUUGGAACGACAACCCACGGGACGCGUGGGCAAGCCAUCUGAUUUCGGGGGUGUGAUCUUGUUCUUGAGCAGUACUGCAUCCGCUCACAUGACGGGCAAUGUCAUCGAGCUUGACGGUGGAAGCAUGCUUACCGGGUGGAAGGUCAAGUCGAAAGCAGGAAGCAAAAUAUAG